Aphidius gifuensis is the source of this 1424-nucleotide messenger RNA. RefSeq lists its product as uncharacterized. The coding region runs from base 245 to 1213 and encodes 322 amino acids. The transcript has a single exon. The record is from RefSeq and is a predicted model, not a curated record. Gene Ontology annotation, molecular function: nucleic acid binding. Gene Ontology annotation, biological process: DNA integration. NCBI's taxonomy places the organism in Eukaryota, Metazoa, Arthropoda, Insecta, Hymenoptera, Braconidae.
GCGAUUACAAAAUGCCUCUAUUCCAUACAAUCAAAAGUAUCCAAUCAUUUUACCUAAAAAUCAUCAUGUAACUUCAUUAAUAAUUAAACAUGAACAUAAAAUACACUUGCAUACUGGUACUCAAGCCACAUUAUAUGCUGUAAGACAACAAUAUUGGCCAAUUGAUGGUCGCAAUCAAGUAAGUAAAAUAAUACGCACUUGUACAACAUGUCUACGAGCACAGCCUCGUACAAUUCAUUACCUGAUGGGUAAUUUACCAAAAGCAAGAGUUAAUGAAGCAAUUCCAUUUACAAUAGUUGGGGUUGACUUUUGUGGACCUUUUUUAGUUAAAGAAAAGAAAGAAAGAAAUAGAAUUAAAGUUAAAAUAUACGUAGCAGUCUUUGUAUGUCUCGUCAUCAAAGCUGUACAUCUAGAAAUGGUCAGUGAUUUAACUACAGAUUGUUUUAUUGCUGCUUUAAAAAGAUUUGUUGCAAGACGUGGUUACCCGACUGAUAUUUAUUCAGACAAUGGUUUAAAUUUUCAAGGGGCCAACAAUGAAUUGAUUAAACUGCAAGAUCAAUUAAAAUCAAACGAUGCACAAAAUAAAUUACAAGAAUUUUUUAACACAAAAAAAAUUCAAUGGCAUUUUACGCCACCACUUUCUCCACAUUUUGGCGGACUUUGGGAAGCCGCAGUCAAGUCAUUCAAACAUCAUUUUAAAAGGGUUAUUAAACCAGAUAUUUUAUUAUCACAAGAAGAAUUCAACACCUUGAUUAUUGAAAUCGAGGCAAUACUCAAUUCACGUCCACUGACACCUAUAUCAACUGAUCCAAAUGAUUUUAUGGUGCUCUCACCUGGACAUUUUUUAAUUGGACAUGUUCUCACAACUAUAAGAAAUCAUGACUACAACAACAUACCCAUGAACAGGUUGUCUAGAUGGCAACUGAUUGAACAACUAAAACAAGAAUUUUGGCAACGUUGGCACAAUGAAUAUCUCAACGAGAUGAUCAACCGCAGUAAGUGGAACAAAGACAACAACAACAUAGAAAUAGGCGAUGUGGUCUUAUUGAAGGAAGACAACAUUCCACCUAUGCAUUGGGCAUUGGGUCGAAUCAUCGAGACGCAUCCUGGGACGGAUGGUAUUGUCCGUACAGUCACCAUCAAAACAGCAAAGUCUACCUACAAACGCAACGUCAAGAAAAUAGCACCCCUGGUUCCUUGUGACCCAGAAUGACAUUAGAAUAAAUUAAAUUUACAUUUACUAACACUUUUUUCUGUUCUAGAUAUUUAAGUUGAUCGGCCGACCUCUCAACGGGGGAAGAAUGUUCCGGGUCGAACCACAUGUCUGUCGGUCCCAGACUGACCAGAUUUUUAUUCUUUUUAUUUUUUAAACAAAAUACAAUAAGUUGAUAAGUUUUAAACAUUAUUCUGUUUUUUAUGGCUAG